This is a messenger RNA of Neoarthrinium moseri, 2346 nucleotides long. RefSeq lists its product as uncharacterized. Lineage: Eukaryota; Fungi; Ascomycota; Sordariomycetes; Amphisphaeriales; Apiosporaceae. The coding region runs from base 1 to 2346 and encodes 781 amino acids. The record is from RefSeq and is a predicted model, not a curated record. The transcript has a single exon.
AUGGAGUGGGACACGAGUCGCACGCCAACAACGUACUCUAACUAUUCGUUCUCAUCUCUGCCCUCGAAGCACGACGUGGACUACACAUAUUACGCAGUGCAUCCAGAAAAUGCGCCGAUUCUCGCUCAAGUAGCCGUAGAGAAACCAAAGACUCCUUUGAGGCGCCAUUUCAAUCCAUUCCGGCACCUGAUCCACCUCGUCGCUCUCGCAGCAUCUGGCGCCGUCCUGCAGCUGAGCUUUCGAAAUGUAUAUUGGUCCGACGAGACUGAAUGGGAUCGGAAAUGGUACUUGCUAGGACUUGGCCAGCAGGAUACCCUGAACGCGCUUCAGUUUGUCGCCAAGAUCCAUGAGAUUCUCAUAGUCGCAUCCCUGAGCAGCCAGGUCAUCCACAUCGCUCGGAGGAAGUUGGUCGGAGAGAAUGGCAUCCCUUUUGGCCUGCUGGUGGGUGCAUACCAGGUUGGUUCUGCAGAGUACCUUUUCAGUGGUGGCUUUGGUUAUCCGUUCUUGAAAAGCCUGCGCCCUUUCACGUGGAAGCCUUUCAUUUUUGCACUGGGGCUCGCCUUGGCUAUCAUCUACGCCAAUAUGGUCGGUCCAGCUUCAGCUAUUGCAGUCAUUCCGAACCUGGAUUGGUGGCCAAUGCGCGACCCAUACUCCGGACGCGCCCUCAAGUCCUACAUUGGGCUGACUCUAGACGAGAGCUACCCUCUCUCUGUCUCAACCGAUGCCAUGACGGAGGCGUGGAUCGAAAGUUGCAAUGCACAAAACCCGCCUACUAUUUGCCCAGCUGGAGGCUAUAACAGCAUCUCAGAAUGGGCGAUUGCUUGGUCUCAGGAAGGGAUCGUGUACGAUAUUCCAAUGUCGGGCUCAUUAGUGAGAGCCAAGAGGGAUCUAGCUUUUCGGUUCGCUCGCUCGUCGGCAUCUAGCCCAGGUGUAGCAAUGGCCCUCACCUUGAAACAGUCAGCAGCGACGAUGGCAGACCUGUUCUGGCAGUACGUCAGCACGAACAAAAUCGGAACAAUGAGCGUCGUGGAACGGCCUCUACUGACAAGUUCAGAUGAAUCAAAACUUCUUGCGCCACUUGUACAAGUGCAAUGCAGCAACUAUGACUACGACGCUGCCCGGGAAAGCCAAAGCGAUUUGCUCUUCGAUACAUCUCUUCUCAGCAACUUUUCUUCAACCAACUAUUACAGGAAAGGGUCUAAAUGGGAAGUCCCAAGGGAAUACUGGAACUUCGCACACCCGACGAACGUCUUGAACUUUACUUGGAUCGAUGCUUCCCAUCUCUCAACCCAAGAUGGCCAAAUUCAUGCUUCCAUCGGGGCCCUUGCAACUGUGCCUUCUGUUUAUUCCGAGACAUGGGACAACGGAAGUCAAACAUACACUCAAAAAAGUACACUGGUGCCUUGCAUGAUAGAUGCACGCUGGACGGCAGCUCAGUUGAACUAUGACCCAAAGAACAGCCUGGUCAUCAAACACAAUUUGACAGAUCUGUCGGUAUUUCUCGACCCGGCUGCUAGCCAGCCAGAUGGAAGAAGGAGACUAGGGCUAAGCGAAACAAUAUCGAUUGAACCACGCUGGGCCGAGUUCCUGGACGCAAAAAAGCCUGGGUACAUUGAUACAAGGAACGGAAGCAUAUACCAAGAUAUGAGUUCCGUUCAGAAUCUUUUCCACGUUUUUACUACGCUCAGUUCAGACGGUGAAGGCAAUGGAUACUACGGUUUCGCGCCUCCGCAGAAUGUCACCAACCAGGACUACUACACCAAUAUAUCCAGUAUUGUGGCUGGCAUUAUCAGUAUGGUUGUGACAGAUGGUCUUGCACGGGAGUCACACGGCUCAUCUCUCAUGGAGCUUAAACCCGAGACAGACGGGAACGUCACCCUUGUAAACUUGCAAUUUCUUGCUGGAGGUUCGAGGAUGGAACCUUUCCAGUCACCGGCGCAAAGCCUACGCGACUACGUGCCAAUCAGCUUCACCAUUCAAAGAUGGGGCUGGGGUUAUGGCUUGAAGUCACAAACGGUAUUGUUCGCCGUGUCCGUGCUCUUUGUACACGCUGGAUUGUGCACAUGCUAUUUCAUCGGAACAUUCCUGUUCUGGGCGUGGAAAGGCGGGUGGACAAGUCAUGCUUGGAAGGAUGUGGGCGAGUUGGUCGCAUUGGCUCUCGUGUCUCGGGAACCCAACGAGUUCCGUAAUACUGGAGCUGGGAUAAAGGAUCGGAAAACUUGGAGUGCGACAAUGAACAUCCGUGAGCAUGGUGAUUGUGGCAUUGAGCUGGUUGCAAAUCGAGAUGACGGGAGAAUGGCAAUGAACGAAGGAUUGCUGAGAGUUCGUAAGAAAUACGGAUCUUAG